UAUUAUUUGCUGUUUCAACGUCUCCCAAUAGUAGUGUUGUACGUAGUGCUCUUUGUGAGUUACUAGGCAAUACAAUUUAGUGAAUUGACACAAAGACAACAGGUUUAUACUUACGUAAAUUAGUCAAACUCCGUCCACCUCCAUGGCUCCAUCUAGCUACAUGAAUUCCGAGCAUGUCAACGCCGUCAGCCAAAGUACGGUAUGGGCUGGCAUGAGAAGGCCGCCAGUUUUCAUGGAGUGGAGGGCGCGGGAUGUAUUUGGUGUGGUGAAGCGCCACCCCAUACCGUGCUUUUUCUUCGUCGCCGUUUUUGUCUUCAUGCACGUGGAGUUUAGCCACCGCAUGAUCCUGUCGGAUUCUCCGCCGUUGGAUUUCGGCUUCCUCGCCACUGCUCCUCUCAAUCGCAUGCUUGCUUCUCACCCCAACAUUAACCAUCUUCUCGCUGCCAUCAAUACGGUGUUUAUGGCAGUGCUAUUGCUGUACAUAAUAUGUGCGUGGGUGAUUGAGGGUCGUCCAAGAGCUGCAAUCUCGACGGUAUUUAUGUUCACCUGUCGAGGAAUUCUUGGAUGCCUCACUCAGCUACCUGUGCCCCAGGAUUUUUUGGCAUCGGAAGUUGAUUUUCCGGUCGGCAACACGUCCUUUUUCUUGUUCUUUUCCGGCCACGUUGCUACAUUUGUGAUUGCUGCCCAAGAUAUGCAACGGGUGAAGAGACCAAGAUUGGCCUUCACAUUUCAUGUGCUGAAUUUGUUUCAAAUUGUGAGGCUUCUAAGCACAAGGGGUCACUACACCAUUGACAUGGCCGCCGGUUUUGCUGCCGGAUUUCUCUUUGAUUAUUUGGCCGGAAACUAUGAAGAAUAUAAGAAGAAACAAUUCUUUGAUGACUUACCCAGGACAGUUGUAGCAAAUUUGAAUCAGGGUUCUACUGCUAAAAGCACGUAGUGUAGGGGAGAAAAAGAUCAGAUGAAAUGUUGAUAGGCAUACUAAAUGUAAGACAUGUAAAAGAAUUAGGAAGUCCGAUUUCGGGCUGGCAACAAA
Molecule: messenger RNA, 1033 nt
Organism: Ipomoea nil (Japanese morning glory)
Lineage: Eukaryota; Viridiplantae; Streptophyta; Magnoliopsida; Solanales; Convolvulaceae
Product: phosphatidylcholine:diacylglycerol cholinephosphotransferase 1-like
Exons: 5
Coding region: 143-937 (264 amino acids)
Molecular function (GO): diacylglycerol cholinephosphotransferase activity
Source: RefSeq, a predicted model, not a curated record